UGACUUGGCUAGUUUUCUUAUGGAGCUAAGCCUUUAUGACUAUAGCAUGCUUUGUUAUGCUCCAUCAGUGAUAGCUGCUUCUGCGGUCUUCUUAGCCAAAUAUGUAUUAUAUCCCAACACACCUCCAUGGACGGCUACUUUGAAACAAUACACAGAGUAUGAACCAUAUAAACUAAUAGAUUGCGUUUGGCAUCUCUAUCGUCUAUUCAGUUGGAACAAUUUUGACAACAUUGCACCCACAACCAAGGAAAAGUACAGUCACAUAAAUUAUGACUUUGUAGCCAUGGUGGAUUUCCCCCCAUCGAUACCGAUCAAGUAUUUUUCAUGACUGAAGCAAUAUUUAUUGCAUUCUUUUGUUAGAGAGAUGUCUGUAGCAAUGGUGGUGGUUGAAGUUGCAUUGAAGGUGAUAGUGACAAUAAGGAAUGAGAGAAAAGAGUUAAAGCACUCUUGGCUGGGGAGAGGGCCAGAAUAAA
Macadamia integrifolia is the source of this 473-nucleotide messenger RNA. Its product is annotated as cyclin-A1-4-like. The transcript has 3 exons. The coding region runs from base 20 to 328 and encodes 102 amino acids. Lineage: Eukaryota; Viridiplantae; Streptophyta; Magnoliopsida; Proteales; Proteaceae. The record is from RefSeq and is a predicted model, not a curated record.